Helianthus annuus (common sunflower) is the source of this 2619-nucleotide messenger RNA. RefSeq lists its product as uncharacterized. The transcript is spliced from 3 exons. Lineage: Eukaryota; Viridiplantae; Streptophyta; Magnoliopsida; Asterales; Asteraceae. The record is from RefSeq and is a predicted model, not a curated record. Gene Ontology annotation, molecular function: DNA helicase activity. Gene Ontology annotation, biological process: telomere maintenance; DNA repair. Bases 1 to 2619 code for a protein of 872 amino acids.
AUGGUAGGCAACCGUUGUUCUAAGAAUUUUCCAAAUAAGUUUUUGGAGGCUACUUCUGUUGAUUCAGAUGGAUUUCCGCUUUAUAGGCGAAGAGACGAUGGUCACACAGUUAUUAAGAAGGGUGUCACAUUGGACAACAGGAGCGUCGUUCCAUGCAACAAAAGGCUUCUUAGAAGAUAUCAGGCGCACAUCAAUGUGGAGUGGUGCAAUCAGGCAUGUUCAAUUAAGUAUUUAUUUAAAUACAUUAAUAAAGGACCAGAUAGAGCCACUGUUGCUGUUAUAGAUUCAGACAGAGGGAUUGAUGAGGAGAUACCGAAAGAUGAAAUAAACGAAUAUUACGAGGCAAGAUAUGUUUCUGCAUGUGAAGCGAGUUGGAGAAUAUUUGCAUGUGAAGUUCACUAUCGGUAUCCGUCUGUUAUGAGGUUACCAUUUCAUCUUCCAGGCCAGCAAAAUGUAGUUUUCAGUGGUGAAGAUGAUAUUGAAGAUGUGCUAAACAAACCUCAGGUUAAUUCUUCUAUUUUUUUGGAGUGGAUGAACAUGAACAAAAAACCAGAAACAACGAAAGUUACGUAUGUUGAGUUUCCAUCAAAGUAUGUUUGGAAGUUAAAGGAUCGUUGCUGGCAGCCGCGAAAAAAUUAUGUUGUUGUUGGAAGACUUUAUUCAGUUUCUCCUUCCCUUGGUGAAGCUUAUUACCUUAGAAUUCUUCUAACCAAGGUCAAGGGUUCACGAUCUUUUGAAGAAAUUAGAACCUAUUAUGGUGUUGUUUAUCCUACUUUUAGGGAUGCAUGUUAUGCGCGUGGCCUAUUAGACGAUGACAACGAAUACAUUGAGUGUAUUAAAGAGGCCAGUUUUACAGGAAAUGGUCAUUAUCUUCGUUCAUUGUUCGGUACACUUCCUUUGUCUAAUACUCUAUCAAGACCAGAAAUUGUUUGGGAGAAGACGUGGGAGUUUUUGUCGGAGGACAUUUUAUACAAUAUGCGGAAGGAUUCUGGGUUAAGUGGUUUUGCUGUCUCAGACGAGCGUUUAAAGAAUAUAACGUUGUCUAAAAUUGAAAACUAUCUUAUCCGUAAUGGAUCCAGCUUGCAUAGAUUCUCACCGAUGCCUGUUCCAGAUGAAGAUUCUACAUUAUAUGAGGCUAAUCGUCUAAUAAAUGAGGAGCUUUCUUGGGAUAAGGAUGAAGUUAGGGCUGAAUUCAAUAAGCUUCAUAAUUCUUUAAAUGAUGAUCAAAGAGCAGUGUAUAAUGAGAUUAUGACUGCUGUUGGACGUAAGAAAUUUCUUUGGAAAACUUUAGCUGCUUCCAUAAGAUGCAAUGGACAUAUUGUUGUUAAUGUUGCUUCAAGCGGGAUUGCGUCACUGUUGUUGUCACGAGGCCGUACCGCCCAUUCAAGAUUUCAUAUUCCGAUUAAUCUUACUGAAGAUUCCGUUUGUCAUAUCAAACCUAAUUCUGAAAUUGCUAAUCUUAUAGACGAAGCGAAGUUGAUUAUUUGGGACGAAGCACCGAUGGUACACAAACAUGCUUUUGAAGCUCUUGAUCGUACAUUGAAAGAUGUUUUGAGUGUCUCCGAUUCACGUAAUUCUGAACUUCCCUUUGGUGGAAAGACUAUUGUUUUCGGUGGUGACUUUAGGCAAAUCUUACCGGUUGUACAAAACGGCACAAGGCAAGACAUUGUACACGCCUCUUUAUGUUCAUCUUACAUUUGGUCCACUUGCAAGGUUUUAAAAUUGACCCGUAACAUGCGUUUAUCUGUUGGAAGCAGUACUUCAAACAUUGAUGAGAUAAACGAUUUUGCGAAAUGGCUUCUUGAAAUUGGUGAAGGCAAUAUUGGUGAUGGUAACGAUGGCGAUUCAACUAUAGAAAUACCAAAGGAUCUUCUAAUCACCGAUUCAACUGAUCCAAUUCAAAGCUUGAUUGACUUUGUAUAUCCAUCAGUUCUUGACCGUUUUAAAGAUCGUGACUACUUUUCUGAAAGAGCCAUACUUGCUCCUAAAAAUGAAGUUGUACAUGGUAUCAAUGAUCGUUUGCUUGCAUUAUUUCCCGGUGAAGAAGUAGAGUAUCUUAGCUCAGAUAGUCUAUGCCCAACUGAGGAAAUUAAUGAUCCAUUACACCAAGAUUUGUAUAAUCCUGAUGUGUUAAAUAGUGUGAUUGUUUCUGGCUUACCUAAUCAUAGAUUGGUGUUAAAGUUGGGUGUCCCAGUCAUGCUUUUGAGGAACAUUGAUCAGCAAAAUGGGUUAUGCAAUGGUACACGUCUUCAGAUAACGCGUCUUGGUAAACGUGUUAUUGAGGCUGAGAUACUAUCGGGAGGUAAUGUUGGUUCAAGAACUUACAUUCCCAGAAUUAGCAUGAUACCGUCAGACAAGAAAAUACCUUUCAAGUUUCAACGAAGGCAGUUUCCCAUAACCGUCUGUUUUGCCAUGACUAUUAGCAAAAGUCAAGGGCAGUCUCUUUCCAGAGUUGGUCUGUACCUAAGAGACCCCGUUUUCUCACAUGGUCAGCUUUAUGUUGCGUUGUCGAGAGUAAAGACAAGAGAUGGCGUGAAGCUUUUAAUAUCUGACAAAGAUGGAAGACCAACGAAUAAAACUACAAAUGUUGUUUACAAAGAAAUAUUUGGAAAGUUGUAG